CAGCCUUACGCUAAGCCACGGGACAGUGUGCCGACAUGCUUGAAGCCCCACGCCACCCGACGCCUAUGGUCUAACGGUGUUAUCCACAUGCAAAAACCCGCUCCAUUGGUCUACUUUCCAAUAUAGAUGGAUGAAAAACCUAAAAUGGAAAUCCCACAUGUACCAAGCGUCUAAUUUCAAACCUUUCUUCAACCCCAGCAACCCCAGCAGCUCAUAAUCAACAACUGUAUACAAUCUCGUAGCAACAUCCAAUUCAACCAACAAUCAUCAUAACCGCAGUAGAUCAUGUCUAUCAGAUUCAAAUUCAGAAGCUCUGUCAACUUUGAUUCAAUCGAAAUCGACGGUGGUAAACCCUACAUCUCAGUUUUCGACCUCAGAUCUAAAAUCCUACAACAAAAGAAGAUCAACGCCGUGUGCCACAAAGACUUUGAUCUCGUCUUCUUAGAUCACGUCACCGGUCAAGAGUAUAAUGAUGAUGAAUUCAAGAUACCUAGUGGUUCCAGUGUGAUCAUAAAGCGAGUUCCAGCAGAACCUGUUUUAAGACAUCAUAAGCCUAAAGCAAGUGAGCUUCGUGAGGAUGUUCCAAAAGGUAUGGAUCACAAUAAACCAGAAGAAAUAGUUCUAGAGAAUAACCUUGCACCUGAAGACCGUGAACACAUAAAAUUGGAAAAAGUGGCGGAUGCAAAGAGUAUUGAUUGGCAAAAAGUUGACCUACCAUCGGAACUAAGAUGCCCUAUUUGCGUCACAUAUUUCAAGGAGGCUGUUAUGAUACCGUGUUGUCAGCACAGCUUUUGUAAAAAAUGCAUUUGUGAAGUACUGCCAGUUACUUCAAGGUGCCCGAAAUGUUCUUCUACCAAGUACAGAGUGGAGCACUUGCUACCAAAUUUAUCUCUUAGGCACGCCAUUGAGCAUUUUAUCGAAUCUCAGAUACUCGCCACUGCUCCAGAAUCUGAUUUACAGAAAUACGUCCCAGAUGAAGAAUCCGGUAUUCAAGGGAAGGAGAUUUCCCCCGUCACUAAACGGAAACUAGAUAUGCUUUGUUCUACGUCUGCAAUGGAUAAAGGAUCAAAUCAGAAUAUGGCAGAUUCUGUUCAUGAGUCACUAAUGAGGAAAAUCUUGGAGGGAACAGGAUUCCAUGCUGACUCUCAAGGUGAAAACCAGCCUGUUCUGCCUCAAGUCUGUAUGCAUGAUGAAGCCGAUUCCACCAGUAGGAAAAGGGGACCGUUCGUUAGUUCUGGAGGUGGAGAUCGAAAUUAUGCAGUUGAGAAUAGAAACAAAAAGUCGGGCCGUACGUGUUACAAGUGUGGAUCUCCAGGACAUUUUAUAAGAGACUGCCCUAUAGCUUCUAUUGAACACCCAAUGUUACAUACAGCUGAUAUAGGAGACCAUAUGUUUCAAGGAGGCAUGUCGGGGUAUGCAAUGCCCUACUGGAACGCUGCCGCCUUCCCUUAUGUCAACCCGUACAUGUAUAUGUACGGAAGUUACCCUGGGAUGGUGCCUUUUAAUUCCACAAUGGCCCCCGUUACGCCUUACGGAGUUCCACCUUAUGUUCCGUCUACUUAUGGCAGCUUACAUGUUCCUAGUGGAGUUACAAGGACGAGAGGCAUGGCGCCAGUAGGAUCCCGAGCAGAACAACCCUUCAGAUAUUCAGAGAAUUUUGAGCGUGAAAACAGUGAUAGCCGAGUAAAAUGUUCUCAUGAAAGAAGACAACGGUCUUCUGAUUAUGAAGAUAACGGCAUCCAGAACCGCCAUGACUACCACGAGCCAGACCGAUCAUCAGAUUAUAAAUCCCAUAGAGACAGGGGAACAGUCCCGAGCAAUUCUGAAGGAAGCCAUGGACGGAAGUCGCUAAAGGAUCAUCAAAAGAUGAAAUCUGGUCACACAAGAUAUGAAAAACGUUCUCAUGGGUCUAAUCAUACGGAUAGAUCGGUUUCAGGAAUAGAGGAUGUGUAUAGCGGUAAUAAUAGGUCCGAUGAAGCGAGGCAUAAAAAGUACCACCAUGAAAGUUCUAGAAGGCAUCAUAGUAGCAGGGAGCAGUCAGACAGUGAUUGUAGCUAUAGCCGUCAUCAAAUAAAAAAAGAAAAUUACGUUAAAACAAGACAGAUGGAGGACAGAAAGAAGAUGAUGACUGAUUCCGAUGAUGACUAUCGUCACAAUAAGAGGAAAAGAGUGCACUAGAACAGCAAAAUGGUAAAUAUAUUUGUAUCAACUUGGUUUUGGUAAGUAGCUAUUACGGUCUAUAGUAUUAUAUACAACUAUAUAAACAACUAGUUGUGUCGACACAUAUAACUAUCUAGACAGGAGGAGCGUUUUGGUUCAAGGUUGUUAGUAUCUGUUUUUAAUCA
This is a messenger RNA of Helianthus annuus (common sunflower), 2345 nucleotides long. Its product is annotated as E3 ubiquitin ligase PARAQUAT TOLERANCE 3. The record is from RefSeq and is a predicted model, not a curated record. The transcript has 14 exons. Gene Ontology annotation, biological process: mRNA processing; ubiquitin-dependent protein catabolic process; protein ubiquitination. Bases 286 to 2178 code for a protein of 630 amino acids. NCBI's taxonomy places the organism in Eukaryota, Viridiplantae, Streptophyta, Magnoliopsida, Asterales, Asteraceae. Gene Ontology annotation, molecular function: ubiquitin protein ligase activity; zinc ion binding; nucleic acid binding. Gene Ontology annotation, cellular component: nucleus.